Molecule: messenger RNA, 2633 nt
Organism: Panicum virgatum (switchgrass)
Lineage: Eukaryota; Viridiplantae; Streptophyta; Magnoliopsida; Poales; Poaceae
Exons: 3
Coding region: 517-1251 (244 amino acids)
Source: RefSeq, a predicted model, not a curated record
AAUCUUUAAUCCCUUUACCUUUCGAAGAUCCUGCGGCAGCUAGCCGGCUGCAAGCAAAGAACCAUCUUCCUUCCCUUUUCUUGUUAGUAAGCAAAGAAUCAUGCAUUUGAUGAUGACUGCAUGCAGACACAAAUAACCAAGAGUUCACCGGGCACGUUUGCCUUACCAGCCGUUUUGCUUCCAUCUAGACUCUCUCCCGCCUUCACGCGCGCGCACGGGCAAUCGUUGGUUUGAUCUCGUUUGGCUUCUGUCGACUAUAUCCGAUCCUGCUUCCUGAUUGAUAGUGCAUGCCAAUGCUACUUAACUGAGCCGAGAAAGAAACCAAGCGACGAGAUGGGUUAGAUAGAUUCCAUGAUGAAAAUGGAAUCGAUCUGCUGGAGGUUGGCAGCUGCAUGGUCUUCCAUUAUGAAGUUGAGGUUGCAGUAGAUCUAGUAGCAGCUACACCGCAGAGAUCCGGUGAACCGGGCUGACAGGCGCGGCCGGUUACUCCAAUCCAAUCCAUCAUGCUCAAUAAGUAUGUUUCGUGCUGACACGAUAGACGAGGCUGCCGAAGAAAUUCUCAUCAACUGCUUGUUGAUGGAAGACACUAGUACUACAAGAAGCUUGAGUAGCAGAGACAAUGUCUUCUACUUCGAUGGGUGGGACGGGCUGGGGGCGUCCGCCGUCCUCCGAGCCAUCGCCCGGCGCCUCACCGCAUCUUCACCAGAUGAUCAGGUCAUCCACAUCGAGUACUGCUCGAUGUGGGAGAGCAGGAGGUCUCUCCAGAGGGCGGUCGCGGAGCCGCUGAGGCUCCCUGAUCAAGUGAUGGAGCUGUUCGACAGGCAAGACGAAGAGGACGAUUACCAGGGGGUGCCCCAGGGAUCCCGCGCCGGGCUAGAACAAGUCACCACGGAGAUCUACCAGCACGUACAGCAGCAGAUGAAGCACAGGUUCUUUGUGAUCAUCCACAAUGGGAGCAAUGAGGAAGUUGACCUCGCCAGCUUGUGCGGCUUCGCCCUCUCCGGGUACUCAACAAACAAGGUGCUGUGGACAUUCCAAGGGAGAUUCCGGCUGAAACCCCGGGCGGAGAUCGACACGGCCAUGAAGAGCACAGGAACGACUGAUACUUUUUUCUCUGCAUUACCAGGGCAUGGUGGAGUUCCACAAGCUCAGCUCUGGGAACAACGACACGGACAGAGCAAGGAUGGAGGAGGACGUGCGCCGGUGCUUCCAGAGGCUGUGGGUGCUCGUCAUGCACAACACAAAGUGUGAUCAGAUCUUGUCGGCGCAGACGCUGGAUCUCAUGACCCAGCUCAGGGAGCUGAUUGUGAUGGGAGCCCAAGAUUGGGACCUGGGGCAGCUGCAUGGACGGCUGCCUAACAUCCGCAAGCUCCGAAUAACAAACUCUGUUGUCAGAUGCAGUACUUGCUCGGAAAAUGAAUUGUUCUCGAAGAUGAACAAGAUGGAGAUUCUUGACUUCUCAGGAAACAGUGCCAACUCUCCCAUGAAGACCUUAUUUGGGCCAGGGGCAAUCAGCAACAGUAGCUGCCUUGAGACUGUUAUUGUUGAUGGAUCUAUUGGUGGACUCGAGCAUAUUUCCUUCAGUGGAUGUUCUAAACUGAAGAAUCUAUUCCUUGGACGAUGUGGAAUCUCCGCACCCUAGACAUCUCAGGCACCACAGUGAAAAAAUUAGAUCUCGCAGCAACAACAUUCAACCUUCAAGAGCUUUAUCUACUUGGUUGCGAAAAUCUUUGUGCAAUCACGUGGCCACCAAAAGAUAAAAUGAAUGGAGCAGGCUUGUCUAAGCUGCGCGUUGACACCACACAGUCAGCACCCUUUGUCCAAUCUACUAGAGAAGAAAGCGCCAAGAGGAAUAGUACUACUACAGGAACAUCAGAAGCAGCAGUACUACUACAUGGUAGUCAACCUAUCAGUGAAUUCCCUUGGUACAUUUCUGUACGGGAUUCAAGGCUCCUCACGUCCCUUGAGCCAGUGUAUUCCGAUUCCCGCAAGAUCUAUGUGGAGGUUUCCUCUCCGGCAAGUCCUACUAUUGCUGGUGGUGGUUGCAAAGAUGAAGGAAUCAACAGCGGUGCAGCAGUGACCAGCAAUUGCUGGUAAGACUACAGCAGCAGCAACAGCAGACUGCAUCUGCAAUAUACACGUCAGAUAGCACCGUGAACCACCUGAAGAAGGCUAGCGAAGGCGACGGUGGGAUCAUGUGGAUGUGGCCUUGCCCGCAAGAGAGCUGCUACAUGCACAUACAAGAUCAGACAAGGAAAGAAUCAUUUUUGCAAGGUGGUGAAGGAACUAGUAGUACUAUUACUGUGCCGAAGUUUGUAUCACUCUGUGCCAAGAUCCUGCACAUCCACGAUAGCACGUCCAUCACUAAUGCCCCUUCAGCUACGACGCAGCUGAAUUUGGAAUGGGAGAACUUAGAGUGGUGCAGAAUCGAGUGGUGCCCUAGAGUGGAAUCUGUCUUCACUACACCCAUUCAAUAUGACAUCAGCAUCUUUGAGCACAGGAUGAGAACAUUCUGGGCGUCACACCUUUCGAAGGCACGCUGUAUUUGGGAACUGCGAGACACGUCUGCCUACUAUCGUACAUUCCCACACCUUACAUUUUUACACCUCCACUUCUGCCCCAGGCUUGGGCAA